GUUGAUGGGACGCAGCCUGGCAGCAGCAGCACGCUCCUCUGGAGACGGCAUCAGGACUCUCAGCUGGAGAUAAUCUCCAGGGUCAUGACAAGACAGCGCCUCAGCCUCUUCACCCCCCUGGCUCUGCUGGGACUCCUCGUGGGGCUUGCAAACCUCAACUGUUGCUCUGCCAGUGAGGACGAGGAUUACUACAUGCAGGAGCUGCUGUCUAGAGAGCAGUACAACCAGGUCCAAGUGGUAGAGAAGCCUGUGGCCUCAAUACCUGACAGGCAUGAGCACCGCAGCCAAAACCCUGCCAAGAAAGUGCCCAAGGGAAAGGCAGACAGUAGCAGGCAGCCGGAUAAAACCACAGCUGAUGCAAAAUCAGUGAAAACAGCCAACAAAAAGGCAGAGAAGAACAAGAAAGGUGCUUUGAAAACCCCAAACAGCGUCUCAGAAGGAGACAGACAAGACAAUCCAUUGAAAGAGGAAUGCCCUCCGAUGGGACUGGAGACACUGAAGAUUGAUGAUUUCCAGCUUCACGCCUCAACUACGAAACGCUACGGCCUCGGUGCACACAGAGGUCGUCUUAACAUUCAGGCUGGCCUUUAUGAAGAUGACCUCUAUGAUGGAGCCUGGUGUGCUGGGAGAGAUGACCCGCUGCAAUGGUUCGAGGUGGAUGCCAGGAGGCUGACAAAGUUCACAGGGGUCGUCACACAAGGCAGGAGCUCCCUCUGGUCGAGUGAUUGGGUGACCUCCUACAAGGUCAUGGUGAGCAAUGACAGUCACACCUGGAUAACGCUGAAAAAUGGCUCAGAAGACUUGAUCUUCAGUGCCAACAGGGAAAAGGAGAUCCCAGUCCGAAACAUUUUCCCAACACCUGUGGUCGCCCGAUACAUUCGAGUCAACCCUCGGUCUUGGUUUAGCAGCGGCAGUAUUUGUAUGAGAGUGGAAAUCCUUGGCUGUCCUAUGCCAGAUCCAAAUAAUUAUUACCACAGACGCAAUGAGGUCAUAACAACUGAUGACUUGGAUUUCAGACAUCACAGCUAUAAAGAAAUGAGGCAGCUUAUGAAGGUUGUAAAUGAAAUGUGCCCCAAUGUCACCCGGAUCUACAAUAUAGGAAAGAGCCACAGUGGCCUCAAGCUGUAUGCCAUAGAGAUUUCUGAUAACCCAGGAGAGCAUGAAGUUGGUGAACCAGAGUUCCGUUACACGGCAGGUUCCCAUGGUAACGAGGUGCUGGGACGAGAGCUGCUCCUUCUGCUGAUGCAGUUCAUGUGUUUGGAGUAUCUGUCAGGCAACCAGCGCAUACGUCACCUGGUGGAGGAAACCAGAAUCCAUCUCUUGCCAUCUGUCAACCCCGAUGGGUACGAGAAAGCCUUUGAAGUGGGUUCAGAGCUGAGUGGCUGGUCUCUGGGGCGCUGGAGCAAUGAUGGAAUAGACAUUCACCAUAACUUCCCCGAUCUUAACUCCAUUUUGUGGGAAGCCGAGGCCAAGAAAUGGAUCCCUCGCAAAAUGUUAAACCACCAUGUGUCCAUCCCAGAGUGGUACCAAUCUAAAAAUGCCUCAGUUGCCGUGGAGACGCGGGCUCUGAUAACAUGGAUGGAGAAGAUGCCCUUUGUACUGGGUGGUAACAUCCAGGGAGGGGAGCUGGUGGUGACCUUCCCAUAUGACAAAACUCGCACCCAAGGGGUGGCCAGGGGGCCGACCCCCACCCCGGAUGACCACGUCUUCCGCUGGCUGGCCUUCUCGUACGCCUCCACCCACCGCCUGAUGACUGAUGCCAACCGAAGGGUCUGCCACACCGAGGACUUUGCUAAGGAAGACGGCACCAUCAACGGCGCAUCCUGGCACACUGCAGCUGGCAGUAUGAAUGAUUUCAGCUAUCUGCACACCAACUGCUUUGAGUUGUCGAUGUAUGUGGGCUGUGACAAAUUCCCUCAUGAGAGUGAACUGCCUGAAGAGUGGGAGAACAAUCGCGAGUCUCUUCUUGUCUUCAUGGAGCAGGUCCAUCGCGGGAUCAAAGGUGUAGUGAGGGAUCUGCAAGGCCGCGGAAUAGCAAAUGCUAUCGUCUCUGUGGAGGGCAUCAGCCAUGAUAUUCGCACAGCUGCUGAUGGUGACUACUGGCGCUUGCUGAACCCCGGAGAGUACAAAGUAACAGCCAGAGCUGAGGGCUACAGCAUUAGCAGUAAGAAGUGCGAGGUGGGCUACGAGAUGGGUGCCACCAGGUGCGACUUCACUAUCGGCCGCACCAACCUGUCACGCAUCAAAGAAAUAAUGGAAAAAUUCAACAAGCAGCCCAUCAAAAUGCCCCUCAGGCAGCUCCAAGCUCGCAGGUCCAGAGAAAGACGUUUGGGGACACAAUGACUGUAUGAGGAGGCCGGAGGGAGAAUUUAACACAAACAUCUGCUCUGAUCAGACUGGGGUGAACUCCAAGCCUGGGUUUGGACCUCUGUCAGAUUCCUUCAUAGUGCUGUCAGUGGAACGGCUGUUUGGAGAAAAUGAGGAUUAAUUUAAACAGGAUGCUUUAUUUGUUUUUUUGUUUUGUUUCAUCCCAAGAUAUAAGCUCUAUGUUCACUCUCAUCUCAACCUUUGUCUUUUUAAUAUCCACCGUAAACAUUUAAGUUUUUUAAUUUGUCAAAGUUUAUGUUCAUGACCGCUCUUUUUUCAAUUUAUAAAAAAUAUGAACAAUUUUGUCAGAACAUUACUUUUGUAAAUAAAAGAAAAUUGAAUUACAGUGUUUGGGGUAACAGUAAUAUAUCACUUUUAGUAGUAACGGAGUAAUAUAAGGCGUUACUAAUAGGGUUUUGGUAAUAUUAUUACAGGGACUAUGACACAUUACCACCUGAAAUUAAUUGUUUGUUUUUUAAGAAUUCAUCAACAUUGUACGUCAUUCCGCCACCAGAAGAAGAAAAAAAACCCAAAAGAGUUUCUGUUGUUGAAAUUCAAUGACUGAGAUGGCUGCAGACUCAACAUUUUUGAAAUGGGUAUAAUCUGAUUACUUUCAGGUUAUCAAUUAAAAGAAAAAUAACAUUAUAGUCAGGUGCAAUCUAUGUCUAGGCCACUAUGAACCAACAUUACACUCUUCCAUAUUUGAAUGCAUGGUUGACGUCCUUCAGUGGUUAUUUUGGUGAAAGCAAUGCAAAAGUCGUGUUUUACUCUACACAGACAGUAAUAUUGUAAAGUAACUUAUCACUUUCAGAUGAAAGUAACUAGUAAUAUGUAAUAUAUUACAUUUUGAUACUAACUUGCCCAACACUGCUGAAAUACAAACCACACAUGAAGAAUCUUAGGAGUCUUAGCAUCUACUUUCAGCCACUGUGAGAAAUGGCCAUGACUGUCAUUAUGUACAUACUUAUUAACUUAUGUAACGCAGUUAUGUAAACCAUUACAAAGCUUUAUUACCUGCACUUCUAAAAUUCUCAAUACUUGUGGACUCAGUGACUUUUUGUGUGUCAUUGAUUGUUUUUUAUACACAUUGCUUUUGGCAAGUUAUUAAAUAAAGACUAUGUUUGCACAUAAA
Messenger RNA from Scomber scombrus (Atlantic mackerel), 3499 nucleotides. RefSeq names its product inactive carboxypeptidase-like protein X2. Gene Ontology annotation, biological process: proteolysis. Gene Ontology annotation, molecular function: metallocarboxypeptidase activity; zinc ion binding. The transcript has 14 exons. The record is from RefSeq and is a predicted model, not a curated record. The coding region runs from base 85 to 2343 and encodes 752 amino acids. NCBI's taxonomy places the organism in Eukaryota, Metazoa, Chordata, Actinopteri, Scombriformes, Scombridae.